AUGGGUCUUCUCUCUAGUCAUGGGGCUUUCGCAUUUGGCCUUCUAGGUAACAUCGUCGGGUUCUUGGUGUUCCUUGCACCAGUACCGACGUUCUAUCAAAUUUACAAGAAGAAAUCAGCUGAAGGGUUUCAAUCACUUCCUUAUGUGGUUGCCUUAUGCAGUGCCAUGCUUUUGAUAUACUAUGCACUCCUCAAGUCCAAUGCCACCCUUAUCAUCACCAUCAACUCGUUUGGCUGUUUCAUAGAGACCAUAUACAUAUUACUCUAUCUAUUUUAUGCACCAAAGACAACUAGGAUCCAAACCAUGAAGCUGUUUAUUUUGCUGAAUGUUGUUGGAUUCGGCGGCCUCCUUCUCCUUACUCUCUUUCUUGCUAAAGGCUCAACCCGUCUCAAUAUUGUUGGAUGGUUUUGCCUUAUUUGUUCUCUGUGCGUUUUUGUUGCACCUCUCUGCAUUGUGAGAAAAGUUAUAAGAACCAAAAGCGUGGAGUAUAUGCCAUUUCUUUUAUCAUUUUUCCUUACACUAGGUGCAGUUAUGUGGUUCUUCUAUGGUCUGCUAGAGAAAGACUAUAACAUUGCUAUUCCAAAUAUAGUGGGUUUUGUGUUUGGUGUUCUCCAAAUGGUGCUUUAUGUAAAGUACAAGAACCCGAAGAAAGCUGACAAAGAGCAAAAGCUUCCUGAAUCACAAGUCGACAAAAGUAUAACUUUGGAGGAGCAAAAGCUUCCUGAACUAACAGAACAGAUCAUCGAUGUCGUGAAGUUGAGUGCAAUGGUGAGCUCGGAAGAAAUGCUGGCAGUGGACUUACAAAUGAAGGAUAUUAAUGGACAUGAUGAGAUAGUUGGAGAUGAGAAUGUGGCUAGGGAUAACAUGGAAGCUUGA
This is a messenger RNA of Cornus florida, 876 nucleotides long. Its product is annotated as bidirectional sugar transporter NEC1-like. The record is from RefSeq and is a predicted model, not a curated record. Gene Ontology annotation, cellular component: membrane. Lineage: Eukaryota; Viridiplantae; Streptophyta; Magnoliopsida; Cornales; Cornaceae. The transcript has 6 exons. Gene Ontology annotation, molecular function: sugar transmembrane transporter activity. The coding region runs from base 1 to 876 and encodes 291 amino acids. Gene Ontology annotation, biological process: carbohydrate transport.